Molecule: messenger RNA, 2254 nt
Organism: Mesocricetus auratus (golden hamster)
Lineage: Eukaryota; Metazoa; Chordata; Mammalia; Rodentia; Cricetidae
Gene: Rad51c
Product: RAD51 paralog C
Exons: 10
Coding region: 69-1166 (365 amino acids)
Biological process (GO): DNA repair; meiotic DNA recombinase assembly; reciprocal meiotic recombination
Cellular component (GO): Rad51C-XRCC3 complex; Rad51B-Rad51C-Rad51D-XRCC2 complex; replication fork
Molecular function (GO): ATP binding; four-way junction DNA binding; ATP-dependent DNA damage sensor activity
Source: RefSeq, a predicted model, not a curated record
UUUGGGCCGCUAGGACUUUCGCGCCUCUCGCUCUACGUCACUGUGUGCGUAGGCGCCGAGCUUUCAAAAUGCAGCGGGAGUUAGUGAGUUUCCCGCUGUCUCCCGCGGUGCGAGUGAAGUUAGUGGCUGCGGGUUUCCAGACUGCCGAGGACAUCCUGGAGGUGAAGCCCUCCGAGCUCAGCAAAGAAGUUGGAAUAUCUAAAGAGGAAGCUUUAGAAACUCUACAAAUCCUAAGAAGAGAGUGUCUCACAGAUAAACCCAGAUGUGCUGGUACAUCUGUGGCCAGCAAGAAGUACACAGCACUGGAGCUUCUUGAGCAGGAGCACACCCAGGGCUUCAUAAUCACCUUCUGUUCAGCGCUAGAUAACAUUCUUGGGGGUGGAAUACCCUUAAUGAAAACAACGGAAGUUUGUGGUGUACCAGGUGUUGGAAAAACACAGUUAUGUAUGCAAUUGGCAGUGGAUGUGCAGAUUCCAGAAUGUUUUGGAGGAGUGGCAGGUGAAGCAGUGUUUAUUGACACAGAGGGAAGUUUUAUGGUUGAUAGAGUGGUAACCCUUGCAAAUGCCUGCAUUCAGCACCUUCACCUUAUAGCAGGAACACACAUGGAUGAAGAACACCAGAAAGCCUUGGAGGGUUUUACUCUUGAAAAUAUUCUUUCUCAUAUUUAUUAUUUCCGUUGUCAUGAUUACACUGAGUUGCUGGCACAAGUCUAUCUCCUUCCAGAUUUCCUUUCAAAUCAUUCAAAGGUACAGUUAGUGAUAAUAGAUGGCAUUGCUCUUCCUUUUCGACAUGACCUUGAUGAUCUGUCACUUCGUACUCGAUUACUAAACGGCUUAGCCCAACAGAUGAUCAGCCUGGCAAAUGAUCACAGAUUAGCUGUUAUUUUAACUAAUCAGAUGACAACAAAGAUUGAUAAAAAUCAGGCGUUACUUGUUCCUGCAUUAGGGGAAAGCUGGGGACAUGCUGCUACUAUACGACUUAUUUUUCACUGGGAACAAAAGCAAAGGUUUGCAACGUUGUACAAGUCACCAAGCCAGAAGGAAUCCACAAUACCGUUUCAGAUUACACCUCAGGGAUUUAGAGAUGCUGCUGUCACUGCUUCUUCAUCACAGACAAGUUCUUCAAAUCUCCGGAAACGAUCACGAGAACCAGAGGAAGGAUGCUGACCCAAAACUAAUGUUAGGAAUCUGGAAGCUGCCACUAUCCGUAGGCUGAAGGAGAACGGAAGAUGACUUGGAUCCCUGUCCAGCCUGAAGUCCAGUGAACAAACAAGGGGAGCAAAGUCACCAAGGAGAUGAAACAGACUCAGCACUGAGACAAGGGAGAAGAGAAAUGCUCCAGCUGAUUUGCUCUCCUAACUUACAGUUUCUUGUCAGUGCCUCCCACUGGGCAAAUGACAACUGAAAGACAACUGUCACUGAAGCCCAGUGACCGAAGUCUAAGCCGGUCAGCUCUGCAGCAGUAUGGAGUGGAUGGAACAAGGAAGGAAAGAAUGGGCAUGGUAGCAAAAUGGACAAGGUUAAACACAAGUCAGUUCUUUUUAAAAAUCAACUUUAUUGAGGUUUCAUUCAUGUACAGUAUACUCAUUUUCAAUGUAUAUUUUUAAGCCUUUUGUAUGCUGGGCAAGUGCUCUACCACUGAGCUACAUCCCUAUUAUCAUUAAUAUAUACUUUGAUAAUUUCAUAAUUCAUAUAAUCCCCCAGUUAAACUAGAUAAUAUUGUUGUCUUUUUUUUUUUUUUUUUUUAAGACUGUAGCUGUGACUGUGCUGGAACUCACUAUGGCAGACCAGAUUGACUUUGAACUAACAGAGAUGUAUCUGCCUUUGUCACAUGAGUGCUGAGAUUAAAGACAUGUACCACCACACUCAGUGAGAGAACAUGUUUAGUGAAUUUACAGUAUUAAUUCUAGCUCCUUUCCUGAUUUCUCACAUUUGGUUAGUUUAGCCUUUUUCGUUGGUCACUUGUUUUUAUUGAGAUGUUCUGAUUAUGUAGCCUAGACUGACCUUAAACUUGCAAUCCUCCUGUCUCAGCCUCCUGCAUGCUGGUAUUACAAACAUGUACUACCAUGUACACCACCUCUGGUUUAGUCUUGCCUAUUUUUUAGAAUACCAUAUGGGUCAGGUGGUGGUAUAUGUCUUUAAUCCCAGGACUUGGGAAGCAGAGGCAGGUUCAUUUCUGAGUUCAAGGCCAGUCUGGUCUAGAGAGCUAGUUCCAGGAUAGCCAGGGCUACAAAGAGAAACCCUGUCUCAAAAAC